This is a messenger RNA of Malus domestica (apple), 2463 nucleotides long. The record is from RefSeq and is a predicted model, not a curated record. Lineage: Eukaryota; Viridiplantae; Streptophyta; Magnoliopsida; Rosales; Rosaceae.
AUGGUCAGCACCCGUUCAACAGUGCAGAAAUUGAUUCCACUUGAUCCAGAACUUGAGCAGAAUUUAAGGAGGAGGCGCAGAGAGCAAAAUUUGCAGCGGGUUCGUCCUCUGCAGGAGACUUUUCUGCAAUCAGACUUUGACCUGCACAACAAAGAAAAAAUGGCGUUUGUAAUUCCAGAGGCAGGUCUGCCCCUGGGUGAUUCACUGACAGCCCAUAUAACAAAUAUACCCAGUUGCAUUACAUAUCCGACAGUGGAGGAAGGGACUGCAUUUGAAAUAAAACAGCACAUGUUGAAUAUUCUACCUACGUUUCAUGGGUUAUCAUCUGAUGAUCCUAACAUGCACAUUGCAGAAUUUUUAAUGGGGUGCAAAAACAUUUUGGUGAGGGGAUUUUCAGCUGAAUCUAUUAAGUUGCGGUUAUUUCCAUACACUCUAAAAGAUCAGGCAAGGAGAUGGCUCCUCACACUCCCAUCAGGAAGCUUUACAACUUGGGCCCAACUCAGUGAAAAUUUUUUAAACAAGUAUUAUCCGGCUUCUAAGACCCUUGACAUAAGAACACAGAUUUUAUCUUUCGCCCAAAAACCGAAUGAAGAGUUUCAUGAGGCGUGGGAGCGAUUUAAGGAGUUGAUUAGAAAAUGUCCACAUUCGGGUAUUAACACUACUGAUCAAAUGCACAUAUUUUUCAGAGGGUUGAAUAUGACUACAAAAACUCUUGUCAACGCAUCAUGCGGAGGUAAUUACAAAGACAAAAAUGCACAAGAGGCUUGUUUGUUAUUUGAAAAAAUGGCAGAAGAUACUCAGCAGUGGGCAGUGGAGCAGCCACAAUCUAGGUUCUCAAGGUUGCUGUACAGCAGUCCUUUACAAUCUGCCUGCAGCAUUUGCAGUUUGACAAAUCAUGAUUUUUUGAGCUGUCCACAUAAAGAUGCUUAUCCGGAGUUUAUGGCGGAGCAGGUUAAUUCAUUCAAUAAUUUUCAACGUCCCAGAUAUGACCCGUAUUCAAAUUUCUACAACCCAGGUUGGAGAGAUCAUCCUAAUUUAAAGUGGGACAAAGAUCAACACACUAGGCCUCAAUUUCAACAGCAGGUACCACAACAUGCUGCACCUAAGGCUGCUUGGGAAGUUGCAAUUGAAAAAUUAGCAAAUACUACCAGUCAAGAAAUCCAAAAUCUGCAUGCAUCAAUGAAAAAUAUGGAAAAACAAAUUGGGCAAAUUGCUUUGCAGGUUUCAGAAAGGGCACCAGGUUCAUUUCCUAGUCAAACAGUACCUAAUCCAAGAGGACGAGAGGAAUGCAAUGCUGUACACACUUUACGGUCUGGCAAAAGUUACAUCAGCAAACAUGAAAAUUCUGUUGAAAAUUCGCAGGCAGCAGAACUGCCUCAACCUAAAUCUGCAAAUUUUGCAGAUUCUGAAAUUUCUGCAGAUUCUGGGCAGUCUCAAGAAAGAUCCGAAAAUACUGCAGAAGCUACCACAAAAACUGCAGAACGUGUUUAUGAGCCUCCUAUGCCCUACCCAGAAAGGUUGAAGCCUAAAGCUAAAGAUCAACAGUUGACAGAUUUUAUGAAAACUCUGGCUAAGGUUCAAAUUAAUCUUCCAUUAAUUGAUGCAAUCAAGAACAUUCCAUCUUAUGCCAAGUUUUUGAAGGACGUUUGUACAAAGAAAAAGAAGCUUGUGGAUUCCGAAAAAGUGAUUCUAACAGAACAGUGCAGUGCGGUCUUAUUGCAUAAAUUGCCUCCAAAGAAAAAAGAUCCAGGGAGUUUUACUAUCUCUUGCACCAUUGGAAAUUGUGAUUUUAGUAGUGCUUUAAUUGAUUUAGGUGCUAGUGUAAACUUAAUGCCAUAUUCUGUUUUCAAACGUCUAGGUGAAGGGGAGCUGAAGCCAACCUCCAGUAUUAUUCAAUUGGCUGACCGUUCAAUUACCUACCCUAGAGGAGUCAUUGAAGAUGUUAUUGUGAAAGUUGACAAUUUAUAUUUACCGGCUGAUUUUAUGGUGUUGGACAUGGAUGAGGAUUUGACAACGCCCAUUAUUUUGGGCCGCCCAUUUCUGGCAACAGCCCGGACUCUUAUUGACGUUGAAGCCGGAACAUUAACAUUCCGGGUUGAAGAUCAAACUGUUGUUUUCAAGUUCUUUGAAGCAAGCAUACAUUCAGGUGACGAGCAAGAAUGCAUGCGUGUUGAUGCAUUGGAUGGUUUACCAAGUGCCAAGUUUAUGAACAGAUCAUCAACUGACCAUCUGUCCAUAAAGCCUCCAAAUUUAACUCGUGAUUAUUUCAAGACAUUUCCAGGGAAACAAGAGUCUCGAUGGAAAGGCCCUUUUCUGGUUACAAAAGUUUUUCAGAAUGGUAAUGUGGACAUUAAGGCUAAGGGCACAGAUUUCUCAUUGAAGGUGACCAAACAUCAACUAAAACCAUGCAUAGAGAAAUUUGGUGUAGGCGAGUUUUUGACUCUGAAGGCACCAAUGAUCUAG